AUGGUGCUGAGCUGUCCAGCACUUCAGGAGCCGUUCACUGGGGGAGGCUCCGAAAGAGAACGGCAGGGCGAUUGUCGUGAAGCAAGAUUGGCCGGCGAAGAAGCCGGGGACGGAGCCGAAGCCGGGGCAAGAAUCCGAGGAAAAGCAGAAGGCAGAGAAAGGCUGAGAUCCCGGGGAAUCCAGAAGGGAGAAGAGGCUGGCAAGGAGAGAGGCGAGGCCAAACCCAGCUGCAGUGACUGGCACGGACACAAGAUCACAAGGGCGCAGAAUUCCCCAGCAAGAUUUCAAAGCAUCAAGCAGAAACCUCUCAGCAACUGCUAGCGAGGAGAGCUAGGACUUGACUCACUGAAAUCUACCCAAGGAGGGAUGUAUCCCAUCUUCUGAAAGUUUUCAGCCUGUACCACCAAAGACCACCCAGUUUACAUGUCUGUCUAUAACAACGGCACCAAGAUGCCUUCACCACAGGAGGCAUCCAAUGGCUUCCCCCAGCCCAGUGCCUCAGGCACUUGGCAUAAACCAGAAGAGGAAGUGCGACUGGUAGAAUCUGGCUUGGUGAAGAAGGCACACCGAGAAAUCCUGGACCAUGAGCGGAAACGGCGGGUGGAGCUGAAGUGCAUGGAACUGCAGGAGAUGAUGGAAGAGCAAGGGUAUUCUGAAGAGGAUAUCCGGCAGAAGGUUGGCACCUUCCGGCAAAUGCUGAUGGAAAAGGAGGGUGUUCUCACCCGUGAAGACCAACAUGGACGGCAUAUAGUGAUAGAAAAUCAUCAUAUGGUAGAUGGAGAAGAAUACGCCAUACAAUAUGCAGAAUAUGAAGAAGGUUGCCCAUUGCAGUGUGACUGUGCAGCUGACUGUUACCAAUACGACAGCAGUCACCAAGAAUACAGGCUGAAGAGACAAUCUAGUAGCUCCACCUCUCCACCACCAAAGAAGAAAAAGAAAAAAAAAUCAGGUCACCGGAGAAACCGCAAAAAAAGGAAACCUGGAUCAGAGCGUAGUGGGGGUAGUUCUUCCCCAGUUCGGAAGGAGAAGAAGAAGAAAAGUGGGAAAAAACACCGGAGAGACAGGUCUGGAUCUGGAUCUCAUAAGAAGAGGAGGCACAGGUCCAGAAGUCCCAAGAACAAAAGGAAAGAAAAAAAUAAAGAUAGAAAAAGAUCUCACAGUGAACUGUCUCCUCGUCGCUCCCACAGACACAGCAGCUAUAGUUCUCGGAGCCUUUCUCUUUCCUCGGAAUACAGUGACUGCAAAUCCACAAGCAGAUUGAGCCCCAAAUACAGAGAGGAUGGUCAAAGGGCCAGCAGCCACAGAUCCAGCCACAGCCCAUCCUCCUCUUGCACUGGCCACAGCCGAUCAGCCACGCCUCAUCAAAAUGGGCACAAGGGCAGUGCCCAGAAUGGCCGCCAUAGCCAUGGUGCCCUGUUGGAGAAGAAACAGGAGAGGUUGGGUUCCCUGUCGCCUUCAGCCAAAGGGCACAUAAAGACCGAAACCCUAUCGCUCCACGCCAAAGAAAGCAGGGGGAACAAACAUGGGGCCAAGACCCCCCGGAGGUCCACAUCCCCAGGGAGAUGCUCUGGAGGAGACAAACCCUCCCACAGGCGCCACACCAGAUCCACAUCAAAACACAAGCGCAAAGGGCAUCGCAGGGCCAAAACCUCUGCAAGCAAGGAAUCAUCCUGGUCGGUCAGCCAUACAGGAUAUAGCAGUGACUCAGAAGGGUCUACCUAUUCACAUCAAUACCACGCAACAACCGGGGCAGAAAAGAACCACAGGGUACAUCUGAAAACGGUAAAAGAGAGGCACCACCGGGGAAGACCACAUAGUUGUUCUCCAACUUCAGCCAAACACUCCAGACACAACUCUGAACGAAAGAGGAGUCUAUCUCGAAGCAGUUCCUGGAGCUCCAGCCGGUCUCCAUCAAAAUCCCGAUCCCGAUCUCGGGAGAAGAGAGCUGGGCGCAGCAGGACUCGAUCGGGAUCACAGAAAAAAAUAACAAGCAGCAGAGAGAAGGAAAAUGAGCCACGAACACGUCAUAGUGACACAGAACCAACCCGUGCCCGACGACGUUCCCGCAGCUACUCCCCCAUCAGAAAGAGAAGGCGUGAUUCGCCAAGUUUCAUGGAGCCUAGAAGAAUCACUAGUGCUCGGAAGCGUCCAAUCCCCUAUUAUCGACCCAGCCCUUCCUCUUCCAGCUCACUUACCAGCUACUCCUACAGUCGCAGCCGCAGUCGCAGCUAUGACAGCUACAGCAGCAGCAGGAGCCGGACUCGCACCCAGAGCCGCAGUCCAAGCUACAACAGCCGAAGCAGUUCUGAGAGCACUGGAUUUUGAGCAACCCCUGCCAGCCACUUUGAGGAAUGAGCUGGUCCAGCUUUCUCUCCAACCUGUCUCCAUCCCCUUUUUCCAGGCAUGGCCCAACUUAAUUCCUCCAACAGGGCUUGUCUCUGUCAUUUCUCUGGUCCCUUCAGGGACUCAUCCUGGCAUUUCUGGAGAUGCUAGAUGUGUCCCGUGGGCAAGGGCCUUAUGAAUUUGGGCCCAAACCUUAAGUGGGGAGUCAGAAAUUCUGUAAGCAGGACCCAUGGGCCCCAGGGAAAACCAUGAAGCUACCUUUGAAAAUGCACCUCAGCAGAGAGGAUGAAAAACUCAAACAGGAUGUGACAUUUUAGUGUGGCUCAAGUCUCUCCCAGCGAGGACUCAAAUCUAUGGCUGCUUACAUGGAGGAGAGGCACAUUGCUUUCAUUUAAUUCUUUAAUUUCUACCAAUAAAAGGUAGAAAGAAUUCUCCAGAGGAAUAAUGCACCUAUGAUUCCAUAAGAUAAGUAGAACAAAUGAACAAAUUUCAAUUCCAGCAAAGAACUUUGGAUGCCGGAAAAGGAAGAAAAGCGGGAGUGGGGGCGGGAGGGCUUUUUAAUUUCUUGUUCUUGUUUUCUUAACAAACAGGCCACAGAAGAUUCUUCCUUGGGGUUGACUUUUUAAUUUAUUUCUUGCAGAUAUUUAUUUCAAUUUUGGUACCAACUGAAGUUUGGGGUUUAAUUUAUUUGGACAAAAAGGAGAUGGGUGGGAAUGGGCAUAACUCUGUCAUGUUCAUAGGGGAAGAAAAAGCUCUGAUAGCUGUCAAAAAUUGAGGUGGAUGUAUGGAGAAGAAGGAAGGAAAAGAAAGGAGGGAGGGAGGGAGGGAGGGAGGAAGGAAGGAAGGAAGGAAGGCAGGCAGGCAGGCAGGCAGGCAGGCUUCACAAGGAUGCAGAGAUAAAUACUGGAUUUUCAGUUUUUAAAAGAGGGUCCACCUCUGUGGGCCUAAAACCAGCCACAGCCUAAUUGCAACACCCUGAGAUUAUUGGAUAUGGUCACCAAUAACAAAUGCCAAGCACUUCCUGGUAGAUGCUGUCACCUGCAGAAAAUAAUUUGAUUUCAGGUGUAUUUGUUGAAAAGGUCCAAGUGAUACUUCUUGAUUUUUCCCUUCCUAAUACUUUGGAUAAUUGCUGCUGAGCGCAAACAAUGAAGAGCUAGCUGGACAAAUAGUCUGAACUGACACAGGAUACUAUCCCCUGCCCCAUGAUAGCAGGCUGGCUGAAAAGCCCAAGGGUUGUUGGAAAUGGCAGACUGUCAGCCUGAUGUAGUAUAAAAAAGCACUUUGUAUGAAUAUUAAUCUACACACCUCGAGCUCUUGAACUUGGAUGACAAGUUCUUCAAUCAGCUAAACAAAACCAGAAGAGAGAGAGAGAGAUUGAGAGUUGCUAGUCAUACAGGUGAGCUGUCCUAGAAUUGGCUCUAAUGUAAUUUAGAGCACAACCAGGUACCUUCCUUGCAAACCAUGUCAAAACUCAGUUAAGUUUACAGUAUACAAAUAAUAGCUUUAAUGCAAAAUGCCCAAAUGGGCAUAAAGCGCAGCCUUCCCAAGAGAUUAACCUGUCCCUGAUCAUGCCAAGCUGUAGGGCAGAGUUCCCCAACCUUUCCGGCCUUGUGGACCAGAGGAGGUGGGGGAGAGAGGGGAUGGUUCCAGACGAGCGGGCGGCAAGCGGAUGCAUGUACACAGUUCCAUUUGCACUAGCAGUGUGCACACACGCCUGCCGUUCAUGCAAAUGGAGUGCACAUGCACAUGUUCGCUGCUCCUCAUGUGUGCAUGUGCGCACUUGCAGGCUCGCCCACUGUUUCGAUGGCCCGGUUGCAAACACAUCACAUCACCCCAGAAGUUGGGGGCCCCUGCUGCAGGGGAUGGGGGCAGGGAAGAAACAUACAUCUAUAGGAUUUCCUAUACAUUUUAUACAUGUACCUAUACGAUUUCCUUGGCAACCCUUUGAAAUCUAUUAAGAACCUUUCAAUCAAGUCAAAGAUAUUUCUAAAAAACAUGAUAUAAAGAGGACUGAUAAUCUGAAAAAUUGAAUAUUAAAAUAGCUGAAGAUAUGCAGAAUAGAGGAACAGAAAUAUUGGUAGAUCCUUUGUUAGCAUAAUAAAAAUAAAAUGAAGGGUCUAUCACAUCUGUGGAAGCAUUUUUUUUUUUUAUUGCAGCACUUCUCAAUCUCUGGAAACUUUAAAGUGUGUGAACUUUGACUCCCAAAAUUCCCCAGCCAGCCUGCUGGAAAUUCAGGGAGUUGAAGCCCACACAUUUUAAAGUUGUUGAAGCUCAAAACUGUUGAAGUUGAGAAACACUGCUGUAUUGGUUAAGUUUUCUCUGUUCCAUAGAUAUGAAAUCUGCAAAUCAUCCCAUUUAGUUUUAAGGUUUCACUCCAGAAGUUGUUCCUGUAGAAACUGGAACAAUUAAUUCUGGCCUAUAGCCAUUCCAAAGCCAAAACAAGGUAGACAUUUUGAAAGACCUUUGUCAUACAAAUUUAUAGGCUUUUUAUCAUCCUCCAGUUUUUUAAAAGCCCUCGGCUUUUAACAGCCAAAUUUUAGACUCCAAUAUUUAGACUCCAGUAUUUUGAAAUUCAGUGUAGAAAUAUUGGGGGAUGGGGUAUAGUUGAUAGAUUGACAGUGGACAGUAUAUUUUGGCAAAAUAAUUCUUUCUGUGGCCCUGAAACCUUUAUCAUUUUGAACCUGUUUAGUCAGUCUGAGUUAGAAAAUGUUUUGAAGGAAAGUGACUUCUGUUUAUCUCUGUUUUUAAGUGGCACACCAAGUACCUCUGGGAUUGUGGAGAUCAAGCACUGCCAGGCACAAUUAUAAGAUAAAAGAAAGUCUGGUUUGGUUGACAAAAUGAAAGGAAUAACGGGCUCCAUUUUUAAAAAAUAUGGUUUGAGGUUUCUCUGUUUGCAGAACAAUUCCCUGUCUAGUGUUCAACAAUUUAUAUUCUUAAUGUUUUUAUAAGUGCUUGGGAAGGAGGGCAGGCAAUGAAUUUGGUCAAAACUUCUCCCAUUAAAUCACACACAGCCUUUGUGUGGGUUGGCACUCUAUGGCCAAUUUGACAAUAUUAAACAUUGAUUAAUGGCCAGCAGUUUCCAAACCAAGUUAACAAGGACUGCAACCACAGUGCUCCUCCCCAUUAGUGCAUUCUCUCUGGCUUUCUAGUUUCUAUAACAGCAAAACCCAGCCAGCAGUAAUGAACAGAAAAAAAUGGUUUAUCAGGGAAAAUGUUCAGUCUUCCUAGUAUUCAUUGGGCAUCUCUGCAAGAAAUAGCAAACAGGAACAAAAUAUGUUGUAGAAAAUCUCUCUCUUCCUCUCUCUCCCUCUCUCUUUCUAGAUUGUGAGUUAAGCUGUAGAUUCAAUGAUCUGGUUCAAUUAUAAUAAAAUGUACAAUAUCUAUAUUGUAAUGGAAUCUCCAUCAUGAAAUAGAGUCCUUGCUCGGGGAUUGGACAAUGUCAAUGAAAAGCCAUAAGUCAGCGGCAGAAACCAUGCUUUGCAUGGAAAAGUCCAAGGUUUAAUACCAAUGGGUGGAAAAAGAGCUGGGGGAAAAAAACCUUGAUCUGAGAUUGAGGAGCUGCUGCUAGUCGCUUUAGGCAAAACCGCGCUCAAUAGCCUGACUCAUUGCCAAAGACUAUUUCAAAGAUAUACUCAAAUAUAUAUCCAGAUAUGUGUGCAAAGAAUUCCUCUCAAAACCCUGGAGGGCAACCAUAAAGAUAUAGAAUUGGGAGUGGAACCCGAGACCUUGCAACGAGAAGUCCUUUGCAGUCAGCAGAAGUCUUUCAUAGUAGGUGUCUAAAAGUGACAGGCGGUAAUAGCAAUAGCACUUAGACUUAUAUACCACUUCACAGUGCUUUACAGCCCCCUCUAAGAGGUUUUCAGAGUCAGCAUAUUGCCCCUAACAGUCUGGCUCCUCAUUUUACUGACCUUGAAAGGAUGGAAGGCUGAAUCAACCUUGAGUAAGCAUUCAUUAAGAGCCAAUGAGAUAUGUACGUGUUUGUGCAUAAGUAUCCCACCUACUGGACAAGUGAGUCCAUCAGCUGCCCAAUUUUAGAAUCCGGUAAACUCACUGAGGGUGGUAUGUUGUUGUUUUUUUACCAAAUUUCUACAUCAAUAUUAAUCUGUUGAAAUAUUUAAGCAUGUUCAAACACCAAGUAAAAUUUCCAUAAAUAUCUUAGAGUUUAUAGGAAGUGUACGAUACUUAUUUCAGCUAAAUGAGUAACUUCUUAACUUUCCAAACUUUUUUACUGCAUUAAUGAAUUCUAGUACACAACUUUCAUAAUAAUAAGAUAUCAGCAUGGAGUAAUAAUUGGUGUUCAAUUCCAGCUGGUUUUAUGCCAGGGCUUUCUUUCUAUUGCCUGAACAAUAGUCCCAAUAUCAAAUUAAAUGUAAGAAGAUAGAGAUAAGGCACAUCCUCAAUAAAAGUAUAUCCUUUAUUGCAGGUUCCAAUUCUUUUAUCAAAAUGAUGAAAGUGUAUGAUGUCACCAUGAAUUUACAAAAGGACCAAAGCUUGAAUCACAAUAGCAUAAUUGCAUCAUUUCUUCCCAGUUCAUGGAUGCCUCUGAUCCUUGAUGACAUUAGAACAAAACAUAAAAAGGCGAGGAAAAUUCUAUUUGUGAUAAUCCUGGAUGAAGGAUUGGAAUACAUUUUAUUUAAAAAAGGACUUUUUCAUUGGAAAUAGACAUAACAGUAAAAAAAAUCUAAGAAUUUUGAUUAAUAUUAUUGCCUGGAGUCUGGACAAGAACCAGUUACUCCAAAGAGGAAAUCUCCUACCCUUUGGUUAUUAAUAUUUAUUAGUUGAGUUUACAACACAUGAAUUCCUAUGAGAGCUUUAGCUUUAUUUGCAAAUGAGAUUUCUCUAUAUAUUGGUAGUAAAACCUUUUUAUGAUUCUCACAUACAUUUUAUAAUGGAAGGAACUGUCAAGGGAGCUGGAAGCUGAUUGCUUUGAAAAAGUGGAACCUGAAAUACAUGUGUUUAUUAGAAGGAAAGUUAAAGUUCCAACACAGGAACUCCAACAAGUACUCUACUUUCAAAUGAGAGACCAAUAAAAAGCAAUUUCCAGAGCACAAAA
Molecule: messenger RNA, 7396 nt
Organism: Pantherophis guttatus
Lineage: Eukaryota; Metazoa; Chordata; Lepidosauria; Squamata; Colubridae
Gene: SRRM3
Product: serine/arginine repetitive matrix 3
Molecular function (GO): mRNA binding
Source: RefSeq, a predicted model, not a curated record